CGCGCGUCCCCGCCCCCGGCAGCGCGCAGGCGCCGGGCCCGCCCCCGCCCGGCACCGCGAACGACGGGCGGCGGCGCGCGCGCCCCUCCCGCGCAGGACGGCGCUGCCCCGGCGGCAUGAGGGGAGAGCGCGGCCGGCUCCGAGCGGUUUGAGUUGAUCUCACUAAACUGCAGCCAUGGUGCAGAAGUACCAGUCCCCUGUGCGGGUGUAUAAACACCCUUUUGAGUUAAUUAUGGCUGCAUAUGAAAGAAGGUUUCCUACGUGCCCUCUGAUCCCCAUGUUUGUGGCCAGUGACACCGUAAACGAGUACAAGAGUGAGGAUGGGGCCAUCCAUGUGAUUGAGCGGCGCUGCAAGCUGGACAUCGAUGCACCCCGGCUGCUGAAAAAGAUUGCAGGAGUGGACUACGUCUACUUUGUCCAGAAGAACUCCCUGAACAGACGAGAAAGAACUCUGCACAUAGAAGCCUACAAUGAAACCUUCUCUAACAGGGUCAUCAUUAAUGAGCACUGCUCCUACACAGUUCAUCCUGACAAUGAAGAUUGGACCUGUUUUGAACAGUCGGCAAGUCUGGAUAUCAAAUCUUUUUUUGGUUUUGAAAGCACAGUGGAAAAGAUUGCCAUGAAGCAAUACACCAGCAAUAUUAAAAAGGGAAAAGAAAUAAUAGAGUACUACCUGAAGCAGCUGGAGGAAGAAGGAAUAACCUUUGUCCCUCGCUGGACUCCUCCUGUUGCAUGUAAAUCAGAGAGCAGCACAUGCCACCCAAGGAGACCAGUGUCACCUGCCAUUAAUAUCCCAGAGUCUGCCACAAAGGAGGGCUUGAGCAACAAGGAGAUCCUCAACACCUCCAGCAGCCCCUCGGAGCCCACCGCAGGAACGCCCGAUGAUAAGUUGGAUGCAGACUACAUCAAGAGGUACCUGGGGGACCUGACCCCCAUGCAGGAGAGCUGCCUCAUCCGCCUGCGGCAGUGGCUCCAGGAGACGCACAAAGGCAAGAUCCCAAAGGAUGAGCACAUUUUAAGAUUCCUGCGUGCCCGGGACUUCAACAUCGACAAAGCAAGAGAGAUCCUUUGCCAGUCGCUGACGUGGCGUAAGCAGCACCAGGUGGAUUAUAUUCUGGACACCUGGAAUCCUCCCCAAGUGCUCCAGGAUUACUAUGCAGGAGGCUGGCAUCACCAUGACAAAGACGGGCGCCCGCUGUACGUGCUGAGGCUGGGCCAGAUGGACACCAAGGGCCUGGUGCGCGCGCUGGGCGAGGAGGCCUUGCUGCGCUACGUUCUUUCAAUAAAUGAGGAAGGGCUGAGGCGUUGUGAGGAGAAUACAAAAGUAUUUGGCAGGCCAAUAAGCUCUUGGACCUGUCUAGUGGAUCUGGAAGGUUUGAACAUGAGGCAUUUAUGGAGACCUGGUGUCAAGGCCUUGCUGAGAAUCAUCGAGGUGGUUGAAGCUAAUUACCCUGAGACCUUGGGUCGUCUGCUUAUCCUAAGAGCACCUCGAGUAUUCCCAGUUCUCUGGACACUGGUUAGUCCAUUCAUUGAUGACAACACCAGAAAGAAAUUCCUUAUUUAUGCUGGAAAUGACUACCAGGGUCCUGGGGGGCUGCUGGAUUACAUCGAUAAAGAAAUUAUCCCUGAUUUCCUUGGUGGAGAGUGCAUGUGUGAAGUACCAGAGGGUGGGCUGGUUCCCAAGUCCCUCUACCGGACAGCAGAAGAGUUGGAAAAUGAAGACAUCAAACUUUGGACUGAAACAAUCUACCAGUCUGCAAGUGUCUUCAAAGGAGCUCCCCACGAGGUCCUCAUCCAGAUCGUGGACGCCUCGUCGGUGAUCACGUGGGAUUUUGACGUGUGCAAGGGCGACAUUGUUUUUAACAUCUUCCAUUCCAAAAGAGCCCCACAGCCUCCCAAAAAGGACUCUCUGGGAGCUCACAGCAUUACAUCUCCUGGUGGGAACAACGUCCAGUUGAUAGACAAAGUCUGGCAGUUGGGGCGUGACUACAGCAUGGUGGAGUCUCCCCUGAUCUGCAAAGAAGGGGAGAGUGUGCAGGGCUCCCAUGUGACCAGGUGGCCUGGCUUCUACAUUUUACAGUGGAAAUUCCACAGCAUGCCUGCCUGUGCUACAACCAACCUGCCUCGUGUGGAUGAUGUGCUGGCAUCUCUACAGGUGUCCUCUCACAAAUGUAAAGUGAUGUACUACACAGAAGUGAUAGGAUCUGAAGAUUUCAGGGGAUCUAUGACCAGCCUUGAAUCAAGCCACAGUGGAUUUUCCCAGCUCAGUGCUGCCACCACCUCCUCUAGCCAGUCCCAUUCCAGCUCCAUGAUUUCCAGGUAGUGCCACAACAGCUGAAAAGCAAAUGGAUGUGAUGGCUGGACCCUCUCCCGUGGCAGCUGACUGCAAUACAGCAUAUUCAACUGGCAAUUGUGCAAAAAAACCCCACCCCAAAAAGCCUUUUAUAGAUAGUAAAGUAGCUGUUUGAAUUUUA
This is a messenger RNA of Passer domesticus (house sparrow), 2474 nucleotides long. It is a transcript of the gene SEC14L1, whose product is annotated as SEC14 like lipid binding 1. Gene Ontology annotation, molecular function: RIG-I binding. Bases 176 to 2323 code for a protein of 715 amino acids. Gene Ontology annotation, biological process: negative regulation of RIG-I signaling pathway. Lineage: Eukaryota; Metazoa; Chordata; Aves; Passeriformes; Passeridae. Gene Ontology annotation, cellular component: cytoplasm; cytosol. The transcript is spliced from 16 exons. The record is from RefSeq and is a predicted model, not a curated record.